Molecule: messenger RNA, 300 nt
Organism: Monoraphidium neglectum
Lineage: Eukaryota; Viridiplantae; Chlorophyta; Chlorophyceae; Sphaeropleales; Selenastraceae
Product: Small nuclear ribonucleoprotein Sm D2
Exons: 3
Coding region: 1-300 (99 amino acids)
Biological process (GO): spliceosomal snRNP assembly; RNA splicing
Cellular component (GO): catalytic step 2 spliceosome; U2 snRNP; U1 snRNP
Molecular function (GO): RNA binding
Source: RefSeq, a predicted model, not a curated record
AUGGCAGCCGCGCAGCCGAUGAGCGUGGACGAGCGGGAGAAGAAGGAGGAGGAGGAGUUCCGGACGGGGCCGCUCUCGGUGCUGAUCAACUGCCGCAACAACCACAAGCUUCUGGCGCGCGUCAAGGCCUUUGACCGCCACUGCAACAUGAUCCUCGAGAACGUCAAGGAGAUGUGGACAGAGGUGCCAAAGUCUGGCCGCGGCCAGAAGGGGUCGCGCCCCGUCAACCGCGACCGCUUUGUGUCCAAGAUGUUCCUGCGGGGGGACAGCGUCAUCCUCGUGCUGCGCAACCCAAAGUAG